CAAGUCCUCAAUCGUCGCCUUCUUCUUCUUCUUCCGUCGCACCCACCGGAAUACGAACAGGUGAGAUCUCUCUAUCAUUUUCUGCUUCUUGAAGCCCCUAACGUCCAUUGAGGCCGCUCGUUUAGUUGCAGAUGCUUAAUUACACUGAAGCUGCUAGUCCCUUUCGUGUGUGAAGCUCGAUCUUAAUUGUGUAUAUGAUUUACUGUUUGAUCUGAUGAAAGUUAUUUAAUGUGAAAUUCGCUUCUUCAGAUCAUUAUGAUUACCAACUCUGGGUAACUGGGUAUUGCUAUAUUUUGUUUUGGUUUUCAUUUGAUUUAAUGUGUGAUUUCUUAGUUGUUAACGGUGAAUGAGUCGUACCGAAUCGUUCAAUUGAAAAGUAGACUCUCUGCUGCAUUCGUAGCCUUACCAUUUCGAUACAUUAAAUAACAACAGAAAGGGAAGCAGCAUGAUAUGAUAUUUGUUGGAACACUUGCCAGUUUGAUUACAAUAGGUAGUUUAUUGCUGGCAUUGUGUAUCGGCACCGUGCAAUUUCAAAACUUAAUAAUCUAUGGCAAGAGACUGUUAAACUUGGAAUUGCACCGUGCCGAUACAUAUAGCUAAGUGUGUUAAUAAGUAUCCAAGUUUAUUAGUAUUUUGCUGCAAGAGACUGUUAAACUUGGAUAUUUAUUAAAUGGACAGGGUGCUUAAGUCUUAGACAGCCUUGUCUGUGAGUGCUUGAAUGAAGCGCAAGAAAUGGUCGGAGCUCGAAGAACAGACCCUUCUCGCAAGUAUUCUGAGCUUCUCAGCUCUGGAGCUCUAGCCAAGCUCAAAACCCGUGAGAAAAAAUUCAAGCCCAUAGCAGAGCAUGUGAACCUAGUGCACAACCUUGACAACCCUGUGACCUUUCCUUUCAAAUGGUCAUGGCGCGACGUGUCGAUCAAGGUUCAAAACAUGCGCCACCAGUACCUUGGAGUCAAGCAGAAGAUCCGGGAUCCAAGGACGAGUUCAACUGGAAGGAUGGUGAAAAUUCUCCACAAGGACGUGUUUGGUGAUGUGGAGCUUGAUGGUAAGGGCAAGAGGCCGUGUGAAAAUGACAACUUUGAUGUUUUUGGGGAUUGUGGGGACUUGGGGUUUGGGAUUGACUGUGCUGACACAGAAGAAGAAGAUGAUGAUGAUGAAGAUGAACAUUUGGAAGAAGAAGAUGGUACUGGUGGUGAUGAUGAUCGUGGCCAGGAAUUGGGUAAAAGUAAAGUUGGUGAGUUUGGGGGUGAUAGAGAAAUUGCGGACAUGGGAAUGGCUCAAAGAAGGAAAUUGAGUAAGGUUGGAUUGCGUAGGAGGUUAGGGGUGAUGAGUGCUCAGGUGUUGGACUUGCAGGAUAUGGUUGUGAAGAGAGAAGAGGGGAGGAGAGACAGGGCGUGUAGGAGAGAGAAAGAUGAAGCUGAGAGGGAGGAUAGGAGGAAAGAAAGUGAGUUUAGGAGAGAGAAGAGGAGGAAUGAGCUGAAGGACUUGUUAGAAGAUAGAGAAUUGGAAUUGCAAGAGAGAGAGGUCAUGUGGACAAGAAGGGAAUUUGAGAAAAGGUCAAGGUUACAGGGGAAAUUUGAUGAGCGUCAGAGGAGGAUGAGGAUGGAAGAAAGGAGGGGGGUGGAGGAGUUGGAGUGGCGGGAGAGGAUGGUAGGUUUGCAAAUUCAGCAUGAGAAGCAAAUGAUGCAAAUGCAUGCUGAGGCAUGCCAGAACCAAAUGCAGAUUCUUGGGGUCAUGGCUAGGUUUGUUUGUCAAUUUUUCGGCUCAAUGAAUGAUGGCCUUGGAGGUGGUUUAGGGACUCUGCCACCUCAAAUUUUGCAGAAUUUGCAGCAUUCAGGCGGACUAGGUGACAAUGGAAAGCCAGAUUCCAAUUCGCCUUCUGAGUUUCUCUAGACUGUAAUUUAAACUCAUUGGUACAUAGUAUACAUGCUUCUGAUUUUGGAUCAUAUGAAUAUUAGGAACUCUACUUUUUAUCACAUUCAAUAUGUUUGUACUAUGAAUCUAUGAUGAUUGAGAACAACUUUUCAAACCUAUUUAUCGUAGCGACUAUUAAGUCCUCAAUGGUGAAUAAGUGUUUCUUGUGUUA
Argentina anserina (silverweed cinquefoil) is the source of this 2086-nucleotide messenger RNA. RefSeq lists its product as uncharacterized. The record is from RefSeq and is a predicted model, not a curated record. Lineage: Eukaryota; Viridiplantae; Streptophyta; Magnoliopsida; Rosales; Rosaceae. The transcript is spliced from 3 exons. The coding region runs from base 733 to 1893 and encodes 386 amino acids.